ACCGGUUUGGUGAGCGUGAGGAAUGUUAAGAUUGGCAGCGGUGUGUUCGUUCUGCCGUUACAGGUGUUGUAUUGACAGGUCAUGAUUUAGCACAUCAAGCUAUCAAAGCCUGAAGAAAUGGGUCCGAAGAAGCCAGCGGCGGGAGGAAAAGGAGCUGCUGGCGGUAAAGGUGCCAAAGGCAAGGCUGGAGGCGACAGCAGUGCAGAUGGGUCGUCAGCAAAAGACAAAAAGGGUGGAGGCACAUCUCAAGUUAAAGUGCGGCAUAUCCUCUGCGAAAAGCAGUCCAAGGCACUGGAGGCGCUGGAGAAGCUGCGGGCCGGCGCCAAGUUCAACGAGGUGGCCGCCACGUACAGCGAGGACAAGGCGCGCUCUGGCGGCGACCUCGGCUGGAUGCAGCGCGGCUCCAUGGUCGGCCCGUUCCAGGAGGCGGCGUUCGCGCUGACGCCGUCCACCACGGCCAGCCCGCGCUACACCGACCCGCCCGUCAAGACCAAGUUCGGCUACCACAUCAUCAUGAUCGAGGGCAAGAAGUGACGGCCGACAGCCGGCUGUGCGCUGUGUCGGGGCGCCGAUGGCGCAGACAGUGGAUGCAGCGGCGUGUUGCCUGUUAAGUGUUUGUCCGGUUCGCUUUGGGGAAGGGGGGUUUGAUUUUAAUACACGUUUUCGAAACAGUC
This is a messenger RNA of Pollicipes pollicipes, 674 nucleotides long. Its product is annotated as peptidyl-prolyl cis-trans isomerase NIMA-interacting 4. Bases 118 to 534 code for a protein of 138 amino acids. Gene Ontology annotation, molecular function: peptidyl-prolyl cis-trans isomerase activity; DNA binding. The transcript has 3 exons. The record is from RefSeq and is a predicted model, not a curated record. Gene Ontology annotation, biological process: rRNA processing. Lineage: Eukaryota; Metazoa; Arthropoda; Thecostraca; Pollicipedomorpha; Pollicipedidae.